This is a messenger RNA of Coturnix japonica (Japanese quail), 1668 nucleotides long. The record is from RefSeq and is a predicted model, not a curated record. NCBI's taxonomy places the organism in Eukaryota, Metazoa, Chordata, Aves, Galliformes, Phasianidae.
AUGGGGUCUUUAAGGCUCUAUAUGGGUCCUUCGGGGCGUGGUUGGGGUCUCUCAGGGUCCCCCCCCCCUUUGCUGUCCCUGCAGGUCUCAGAGCUCGGCCUGGAGCCCGACGUGCUGCCGGUGGCUGCGGAUCAUCCGGCAUCGCGGCAUCGAUUCCUCUACGCCAAUGGGACCCUCCAUAGGAUGCCAACAGGGCUGGGGUGGGAGACCCCCCCAUUAAUCCCCAUCCCCCCUCAUAGCGUGGCCGAUAAGCGCGCACCACCCAUGCGGAAGGGACGGAGACCGGACGAGAGCAUCCACAGCUUCACCCGGCGGCGCUUCGGGGCGGAGGUUGCCGAUCUCAUUGCUGACAGCCUGUGCCGGGGGGUGUUUGCCGGUGACUGCCGGCAGCUCAGUGUCAGGUCGUGCUUCCCAGCGCUGCACCGGGCAGAGAGGAGACGGAGAUCAGUCAUCGUGGGGAUGGCUACGGGGGGGGGUGGCCCCAUUGGCCCCAAUGACCCCAAUGGCCCCAAAGGCCCCAAUGAUCCCAAUGACCCCAAUGACCCCAACGGCCCCGUCCCGGCCGUGCUGGUUCGCUCCCGGUGUGAGCGCUGGUCGCAGUGGGCGCUGCGGGGGGGGCUGCAGACCCUGCCCGAAUCCAUCGCCACCUUCGUGCGGCUCCGCGGCGCCGACGUGCGGUGUAACGCGGAACUGCAGCGACUGCGGCUGCGCAGCGACCGGACGUGGCAGCUGACCCUCCCCGACAGCACCAUCACCGCAGACCACGUCAUCAGCGCGCUGCCCGCAGCAGCUCUGGCACGGGUGCUGCCCCCCGAGUUCCACCCCUUGGCGCAGGAGCUGACCCACAUCCCGGCGGUGACGGUGGCCGUGGUCAACCUGCAGUACCGCGGGGUAACGCUGCCCGUCACGGUGAGAGCCCACCCCAUAGAGCCCGUAAGGUUGGGGAUGUGGGGAUAUGGGGAUGUGGUCCCCCAGCCCCACACGGGGUCCCAUGGCGGUGUCCCCAUAGAGCGCAUCAGGCACUUCAUAGAGCAGCAGCAGUUGCCCCUCAGCCUCAUCGGAGCCUCCUACGGCGGCGUCUCCGUCAACGACUGCAUCGCCAGCGCCAAGGCCGCCGUGGGGCGGCUGAUGGGGGGCUGAGCCCCAUAGCGGGGUCUAGAACCCCAUAGCGGGGGCUGGAACCCCAUUGUGGGGUCUAGAACCCCUUAGCAGGGGUUGGAACCCCGUUGUUGGGUCUGAAACCCCAUAGCAGGGUCUAGAACCCCAUAGCGGGGUCUGAAACCCCAUUGUGGGGUCUGAAACCCCAUUGUGGUCUGAAACCCCAUAGCGGGGUCUGAAACCCCAUUGUGGGGUUUGAAACCCCAUAGCGGGGUCUGAAACCCCAUUGGUGAGAUGCUGAGCCCCAUAGCGUGGAGCUGAGCACCAUUAGGAAGGUGUUGAGCCCCACAUGGGAGCUGAGCCCCAUAGCGUGGGGUUGAGCGUCACGGUGUGGGGCUGGUUGACCCCAUCCCAGCAUCAAUGGGGUGAGAAAAGCUUUGGGGUGGAUUUUGUUGGUUUGGGGUUUGUGGGGUGAUGGAUUUUGGUUUCUUUCUUCCCUUUUUUAAUUGAAAAACCCCCUUUGAAAGGCGCAGGGAGCAGCAAACGUGAAUAAAUAACAUCAGCCCCACA